AUUGCCCACUGUGCGCAAACCUAUACGCUGCCUCCAUUUCGCAGAUCCAUGUCUACUCUGAAAGAAAUCCUGACCCGGCGGCCGGUGGCUGCGACGAUCCGCCUAACCGUUCCGGCGGGUGGGGCGAAACCGGCGCCUCCGGUGGGUCCGGCUUUGGGUCAGUACCGGCUGAAUCUGAUGGCCUUCUGUAAGGACUUCAACGCGAGGACCCAGAAAUACAAGCCCGAUACGCCGAUGGCGGUUACCAUAACGGCGUUCACGGACAACACUUUCGAGUUCAUCGUCAAGUCUCCUACUGUCACCUGGUAUCUGAAGAAAGCGGCGGGCGUCGAAAAUGGGAGCAGCCGGCCGGGUCACGUGACAGCCUCCACUAUCACACUCAAGCAUGUGUACGAGAUCGCCAAGAUCAAGCAGAGCGAUCCUUUCUGUCAGUACAUGUCCUUGGAGUCCAUUUGUAAGUCUAUUAUUGGGACCGCUAAUUCCAUGGGGAUUAACGUCCAGAAGGAGCUCGAUUAGUUUCAUGUACUGUUUCAAACUGACUUGAAUUUAGUAAUUGCAAGUGAGUAAUGGGUUAUAAAAGGGAAUGUGUGGUCGCAUUGUGUGAUUUUGGUGUUAUAAAUUCUUGAGCAGCAUGUUCGAAUUUAUAUCACUUUCUUUUUACUUUUUCAUCAGAUUUUGAUUAACUCCCUAAUGAAA
Molecule: messenger RNA, 696 nt
Organism: Olea europaea var. sylvestris
Lineage: Eukaryota; Viridiplantae; Streptophyta; Magnoliopsida; Lamiales; Oleaceae
Product: 54S ribosomal protein L19, mitochondrial
Exons: 1
Coding region: 49-516 (155 amino acids)
Biological process (GO): translation
Cellular component (GO): large ribosomal subunit; ribosome
Molecular function (GO): large ribosomal subunit rRNA binding; structural constituent of ribosome
Source: RefSeq, a predicted model, not a curated record